Molecule: messenger RNA, 894 nt
Organism: Aspergillus ibericus CBS 121593
Lineage: Eukaryota; Fungi; Ascomycota; Eurotiomycetes; Eurotiales; Aspergillaceae
Product: YoaK family protein
Exons: 2
Coding region: 1-894 (297 amino acids)
Source: RefSeq, a predicted model, not a curated record
AUGCAGCCAUAUAAUUCAGAAGACAUUCAAUCUAUCCCGGCGAGGACCACCACCGGACAUCUCCGGUUUGCGGAAGACAAGACUGGCGUCUGGUCUUCCGGCAAUAGCACGAAUGUCUCCAUCUCAGCGAAUCCAGAAUCCCUCUCUGGAAGAGUAAUCCAACACUUCAAAGAGGAUAUUGACAAGAAAUAUGCCGACGUGAUGCUGAUCAUCUGCGGCUUCGUCGGUGGACUGGUCGAUGGACUAUCCUUCAACGCCUGGGGGAGCUUCUCCAGCAUGCAAACAGGCAACACCGUCUUCCUCGCCCUCGGCGCGUCCUCUCAACCGCGAUAUCCAGCCUACCUUUGGGCCAAAUCCCUUAUAUCCCUCGCCACCUUUAUGAUCAGCAACGUCCUCUUCAUCCAAGCAUCCCGCAAGCUCGGCCCUCUCCGUCGCUCCACCAUGGUCCUCUCCUUCGCCCUCCAGACAGUCUGUCUCCUAACCGCCGCCAUCCUCGUCGAAGCACAAGUCGUGUCCCCAAAACCAGAGGACCCCCGUGCCCCGAUCCAGUGGAUGCAAAUCAUCACCAUCUCCCUCCUUGCCUUCCAAGCAGGAGGCCAGAUCUGCGCCUCGCGGAUUCUCGCAUACGACGAGAUUCCUACCGUCGUUCUGACUGCCUUGAUAUGUGAUCUGCUGGUUGACCCAGAUCUCAUGGUGAAGAAGAAUCCCAAGCGAGACAGACGGAUCGGGGCCUUGCUGGCCUUGUUUCUGGGCGCCAUGACGGCGGGAGGGUUGUCCAAGGUUGCCACCAUGGCGAGUAGUUUGUGGUUUGCGUUCGGGUUGAAGUUUGCGAUUACGCUGGGGUGGAUUGUUUGGAGAGCUGAUGGAGCGGGGAAGGAUGGGGAUAUUGUUUGA